Naegleria lovaniensis is the source of this 1149-nucleotide messenger RNA. RefSeq lists its product as uncharacterized. The coding region runs from base 1 to 1149 and encodes 382 amino acids. The record is from RefSeq and is a predicted model, not a curated record. NCBI's taxonomy places the organism in Eukaryota, Heterolobosea, Eutetramitea, Acrasida, Naegleriidae. Gene Ontology annotation, molecular function: protein binding. The transcript has a single exon.
AUGGGAAACUCGCAACCACCCGUGGAUCCACUCUUUUCAAAAACAUCCUUUCAUGGGGAAUACAAGACAUCAUUUCUGCCCGAUGAUAUGAUCAUUCAUAUUCUACAAUAUUUGGACAGUACAUUAAUUGCAUCAAAUAUCAUGCUUGUUUCAAAACAAUGGUUUCAAUGUGCUCGGAGAGAGGUAUUCACGUGUUUGCAAUGGACCGACUCUUCUUUAUGGAAAAUACAAACUCAUGAGAUAUCGAGACCUGGAAAGCAAUUUAAAGCGGCGGUGUUUUGUAGAUGCUUUUUUUGGAAAAAAUUAAAUCUUUCAAGUAGUUACAUUUCCGAUGUAGGAGCUGAAUGGAUAUCAUUGAGCCCACAGAUGGAGUUUUUAACAGAGAUGAAUAUUAAUGACACAGGUCUGACUUUUAGAGGCGUGGAGCUUAUUGCGAAUAGUCCAUUGAUGAAAAAUUUAACAAUUUUGAACAUUUCGCAAAAUACGAUCGGAGAUGAGGGAGUAUAUGUGAUUGCAAAUAGCAAAUAUAUGAGCAAUGUGACAGAGUUGAACUUGAGCGAUAUUGAUAUCACAAAUGCAUGUUUAAAUGAUUUAAAGAAGAGUAAAUUCUUGAAGAAAUUGCGAUCCCUAGAUUUAAGUCAAAAUCGUCAGAUUGGAAAUGAUGGUAUGACGUUGCUAAUCACGAAUCAAAAUUUAAGUCAUUUGACAUACUUGAACUUGUCACAAUGUACACUAACAGAAGCAGGAGCAAUUACAUUAACUGCAAAUAACUCAUCACUUGCCAAUUUAACAGAGCUUAAUUUGAGUUUUAACUCAAUUGGACAUGAUGGAGUAUUGGCACUCACCCAUUGUACCGUUUUGAACAAUUUGAAAAUAUUAGAUUUAGGAAACACUGAAAUUCGACAAGAGACUGCAACCCUCAUUAUUCAAUCAACUUUAUUUUCACAUUUAGAAAAGUUGCAUCUCUACGGAAAUAACUUGAAUACGGUUCAAUUAACAUCCAUUGCCAAAACAAAGAACAGUGUGAUCAGUUUUACUGUCAUCAAUCCAAAGAAGAGGAUGCUGGUGACACUGGAAAUGCUUGUCGAUCAAACAGAGCAACUGAUGAAGCUUAGUCAUCAGUUUCAUCAUUUUGAUGGCGAAAAGUAA